GGAGAAGCUGUUUCUUAAAAACAUGACCAGCACUGUUGUCCAUCACAAGGUGAUCAGUUUUGGAACAGUGGAACUAACAAUUCGUUUCUGGGUAGCCCUGUGCUCCUAGGCCAACUAUAGUAUGGAUCACUAUGAGGAGUGUAAGACCUGGCUGAACGUGGCAAUGGCCAAAGAAGAGUAUGGGCGACCGUAUGCCGAGCUGGAGGAGUGUUACCAGAAGGUGCUGCAGUGUGCCGACCAGGCUCAGAUCCCCUGUCUGCAGUUAGUGGAGCGUGGUUUCAGAGAAGUCUCCCAACUUCUUUCAAAGCAACGAAACAGACUGCAAAUUACCGAACCUGGGGAUCUGAGACUCCUGAGUGACAAUCAGCGUGAUGUUGAGAAGCUGAUAUCACGGCACCAAGCCCAUUCAUCUCAUCGAAAGGUGAAAAAGCAAUGAAGUAGUUGGACUACUAAUGUAGACUCUAAAAUUGUUGAUGAAAAUUGCUCUUACUGUAAUUAUAGAAACAAUUUUAUUUAUAGCUUUAAAUAGAUUUGAAUAAUUUUG
Messenger RNA from Mobula hypostoma (lesser devil ray), 544 nucleotides. RefSeq names its product tonsoku-like protein. NCBI's taxonomy places the organism in Eukaryota, Metazoa, Chordata, Chondrichthyes, Myliobatiformes, Myliobatidae. The record is from RefSeq and is a predicted model, not a curated record. The transcript is spliced from 3 exons. Bases 122 to 436 code for a protein of 104 amino acids.